Molecule: messenger RNA, 1395 nt
Organism: Aspergillus terreus NIH2624
Lineage: Eukaryota; Fungi; Ascomycota; Eurotiomycetes; Eurotiales; Aspergillaceae
Product: argininosuccinate lyase ARG4
Exons: 2
Coding region: 1-1395 (464 amino acids)
Cellular component (GO): cytosol
Molecular function (GO): argininosuccinate lyase activity
Source: RefSeq, a predicted model, not a curated record
AUGAGCGCCCCGAAAGCCGUCGCCGAGAACAUGCUCUGGGGAGGCCGUUUCACCCAGGGCCUCGACCCCCUAAUGGUGCAGUACAACCAAUCGCUCCCCUACGACCGCAUCCUGUGGCAGCAAGACAUCGCGGGCUCGCUGGCCUUCGCGCGCGCCAACACCAAAACCGGCAUCCUGACGGCCGACGAGUUCGCCGCGAUCGAGCGGGGCUUCGCACAGAUCGCCGAAGAAUGGCGCAGCAACACGUUCGAAGUCAAGCCCAACGACGAAGACAUCCACACGGCCAACGAGCGACGGCUCUCGGAGCUCAUCGGCAAGGAGAUCGGCGGCAAGCUGCACACGGGGCGGUCGCGCAACGAGCAGAUCGCGACGGACAUGCGGCUGUGGCUGCGCGACGAGCUGCGGCGGCUGGACGGGUACCUGGCGGACCUGGUGCGCGUGUGCAUUUCGCGGGCCGAGGCCGAGAUCGACUACCUCAUGCCCGGGUACACGCACCUGCAGAAGGCGCAGCCGGUCCGCUGGAGCCACUGGCUGCUGUCGCAUGCGACGGCGUUUGCGAGCGAGCUGCAGCGGCUGCGCGAGGUGACGGCGCGCGUCAACCGCAGCCCGCUGGGCACGGGCGCGCUCGCCGGCAACCCGUUCCAGAUCGACCGUGCCGCCAUGGCCGCGGAGCUCGGCUUCGACGGCCUGCUGUACAACAGCAUGAACGCGGUCGGCGACCGCGACUUUGCCAUGGAGACCAUGCAGUGGGGCGCGUCGUUUAUGCUGAAGAUCUCGCGCUGGGCCGAGGACCUGAUCAUCUACAGCAGUCUGGAGUUUGGGUUCGUGCGGCUCAGCGAUGCCUACUCCACCGGCUCGUCGCUCAUGCCGCAGAAGAAGAACGCCGACAGUCUCGAGCUGCUGCGCGGCAAGGCCGGCCGCGCCUUCGGCCAUAUGGCCGGCCUGAUGUGCACCAUCAAGGGCCUGCCGACCACCUACAACAAGGACCUGCAGGAGAGCGUCGAGCCGCUGCUCGACCAUAUCAAGACUGUCGGCGACAGCAUCCAGAUCGCCACCGGCGUGCUGUCCACCCUCACCACUAUCCCUGAGAAGAUGACCGCCGCCCUGGCGCCCGAGAUGCUGGCCACCGAGAUUGCGGAUUAUCUCGUGCGCAAGGGCGUGCCCUUCCGCGAGGGACAUCAUAUCUCCGGCCGGGUCGUCCAGCUCGCCGAGCAGAACAAGGUGCCCAUGGACACUUUGUCGCUGGAGCAGCUCAAGACUGUCGACGCUCGCUUCGACGAUGACGUCCGCGCUUGUCUGGAUUACGAGCGCGCCGUCGAGCUCAAGGACGCCGUCGGCGGGACUAGCCGCCGCGCUGUGUUGGAGCAGACUGCCGUCCUGCGGGGACUGCUUUAG